AUGAUAGAUACAAACAAACAAUUUACUAGUUUUAAAUUACACAAUAAUCAACAAAGAAAUGCAAAUCAAGUCAUAAAACCAAAAACAUUCUAUUCAGAUGUAAACGUUAAACGAAGUUCAAAUGAAGCAACUUGUGCAAUGUGUAACGGUCCACAUUUUAUAUAUUACUGUACACAGUUUAAGAAAGAACCUGUACUUGAGAGGCAAAAUAUAGUGCAAAGUAAGCGGCUUUGUUUUAACUGUCUCGCGCCCACACAUCCUGUAUUUAAAUGUCAACAAAAUUCGACAUGUCGAAAAUGUGGCAAAAAGCACCAUACUUUGCUUCAUUUUGAGAAAGAAGAUAAGCAAACAUAUCAAAAUUCGAGACAAACUGAGUCAACGAGAGAUACAGAACAUAAAUCUAGUGGUGGAAUAAAUUCAUCAUCUAACGAGACAACUGUAUUAGCUAAUUUUUCGAGAGGUGAUGUAAAAACUUAUAGCGUACUAUUAGCAACUGCUGUUGUAAAAUCUAAUAGUUCUAGAAACGGUUCUUCUUAUAUUUUAAGAGCAUUGUUAGACCAAGGCUCUCAAGCCUCUUUUGUGACUGAGGACACCGUACAAUUGUUAGGUCUCAAACGUACUAAUGUAAAUGGUAGGGUGUCAAGCUUGGGAGAUGGUCAUAGUAUGGUUAUAAAAUACGCAGUUAAUAUCGAAGUAGAAUCCCGUCACGAUCCUGGUAAAAAUAUUCGCGUCUACGCUUAUGUAUUAAAGUCAAUUACCUCUAUAUUACCGUCACGUGAAGUACAUAUCCCCGAUUGGCUAGAGCUAAAAAACUUACCUCUUGCCGAUCCAGGAUUUGCAUCUCCAGGGAAGAUUGAUGUUUUACUCGGUGCAGAAGUAUACGGAGAGAUACUGCUAAAUGGAAUGAAGAGAAGCCCAUACGGAAACCUAAUAGCUCAGAAUACUAUUUUUGGAUGGAUUUUGUCAGUACCAAAGUCAAGAUAUCUCGAUUUCGUAACCGCUAACACUCCGAUGGGAGUAAGUAACAAAGGCUGGGUUCAACGUCCUUGGGCCCUUGGUUUUUAUGCAUCCGCACUGUUGCAUAAUACUCCAGCAGAUAAUAAUUACUGUAGUCAUUAUGCUGCAGAU
Brenthis ino (lesser marbled fritillary) is the source of this 1128-nucleotide messenger RNA. The record is from the annotation of a GenBank genome assembly. NCBI's taxonomy places the organism in Eukaryota, Metazoa, Arthropoda, Insecta, Lepidoptera, Nymphalidae.